AAUCCAUCUGGGCGUCUCUAAUUAGGUCCCUUUAUUGGUAGCCUCUAGGUAGUACCUCCUUCUCCCCACCCCGAGCGGAGCAUGCCGGGAGAUGUAGUUCUGAGUUCGGUUGCUAUGGCGUCCACUACAUCCUUCACGAGUCCGGCCCCGCCCGACAGGAAUGACGAGCAGUCUGACCAAUGGGAGCACCGGCUGGGCCCAAGGGGGCGGGUUCUCUGCAGAAGAACUGGAAGGUGGCGGUCGCGAAGGCGCUGGAUUUGGGGUUUGCUCGCAGGCAGGUGAUCCUUGGUGACUAUGAAAGGCUUAUAUUUUCAACAGAAUUCCACAAAUGAAGAAACAAUGUUUGUAUUUCAAGAAAGGGAAAAUCUUCCUGUGACAGAGGAUUACUUUGUGAAGCUUCAAGUUAAAGCUUGUGCUCUAAGCCAGAUAAAUACAAAGCUUCUGGCAGAAAUGAAGAUGGAAAAGGAUUUCUUUCCUGUUGGGAGAGAAGUUGCUGGAAUAGUAUUAGAUGUUGGAAGCAAGGUAUCAUUCUUUCAACCAGAUGAUGAAGUAGUUGGGAUUUUGCCUCUGGAUUCUGAAGACCCAGGACUUUGUGAAGUUGUCAGAGUACAUGAGCAUUACUUGGUUCAUAAACCAGAAAAGGUCACGUGGACAGAAGCAGCUGGAACCGUUGGGGAUGGAGUACGAGCCUAUACAGCUCUGCAUUACCUUUCUCAUCUCUCUUGCGGAAAGUCAGUGCUGAUCAUGGAUGGAGCAAGUGCAUUUGGCUCAAUAGCCAUUCAGUUAGCGCACCACAGAGGAGCCAGAGUGAUCUCAACCGCGUGCAGCCUGGAGGACAAGCAGUGCCUUGAAAGAUUUAGGCCUCCUGUAGCUCGAGUGAUUGAUGUCUCUGCUGGGAAAGUCCACAUUGCUGAGAGCUGUCUGGAAGAAACAGGUGGCCUGGGAGUAGAUAUUGUGCUAGAUGCUGGAGUGAGAUUAUAUAAUAAAGAUGAUGAACCACCUGUAAAAUUACAGCUCCUACCACAUAAGCAUGACAUCAUCACACUUCUUGGUGUCGGAGGCCACUGGAUAACAACAGAAGAAAACCUCCAGUUGGAUCCUCCAGAUAGCCAUUGCCUUUUCCUCAAAGGAGCAACAGUGGCUUUCCUUAAUGAUGAAGUUUGGAAUUUGUCAAACGUACAACAGGGAAAAUAUCUUUGCAUCUUAAAAGACGUGAUGGAGAAGUUAUCAGCUGGUGUUUUUAGACCUCAGUUGGAUGAACCCAUCCCACUGUAUGAAGCAAAAGUUUCCAUGGAACUUGUUCAGAAAAAUCAAAGAAGAAAAAAGCAAGUUGUUCUAUUUUAAUUUUCUCGUUUCUUAGACCUCGGUUGGAAGACCAGUAUUGUAAGCUCAAGUUUUCCUUGAAAAUUGAGAAAAAGUCAAGGAAGAAAAAAGCAAGUUAUCCCAUUUUUAAGCGUGUUUCCUUAACAAGAUGUUCGGUUAUUUGUGUAUUUGGAAAAUUUCUGAUUAUGCAAGUGAUCGAGAUAAUUCUGUAAUUAACAUCGGAAGGGAAUAUUCAGAAAGCCUUUUUAAUUAUUAUUUCUAUACAUUUUGCCA
Molecule: messenger RNA, 1596 nt
Organism: Chinchilla lanigera (long-tailed chinchilla)
Lineage: Eukaryota; Metazoa; Chordata; Mammalia; Rodentia; Chinchillidae
Gene: Cryzl1
Product: crystallin, zeta (quinone reductase)-like 1
Exons: 13
Coding region: 295-1344 (349 amino acids)
Molecular function (GO): oxidoreductase activity
Source: RefSeq, a predicted model, not a curated record